CUGUGCUUUAGUGCAAGGGUAAGGCUGCGUACAUCCGACCCCCCUUACCCCACCGUAGGUGGGAGCCUUUGAGGCCCUAUUGUAAUGAUGAUGAUGAAUAAGUUACUGAAAUAGUUAUACAUCUACAAGAGUAUAGUAAUUUACACUUACAAAAUGGAAAGUGUCAUAUAGUAAGUUAAAAAAUCCUAAAUGUAUAUAAUAUGUUUAAUUUUAGAUAGUUAAAUAAAAUGAACUACUAUCUGGUUAGAUUAGAUUGGCACAUCAAAGUCGAUUAGAUUGGCCGAAUCUUAUUCAAGUGACUUUAGUUGUAUGGAAAGUUAAACUCAUCAACAUCAACUAAGUAUUUAUAUUUAAAAUAUAAUGUGUUAGCAAUGAAAUGUUUGCUAGUUUGAAAAGUCUCGAUGAUCUUUUACAUCCUUUGUGUAUUAGCUCUUAAAAUGAGCAUUGACUUUACCAAUUGUAAAAAUUAAACAACCAUAUGAAAUAGUGAAGACUAAUUUGUAUAAUAGAUUCGUGAUAACUUUGUGAGUGAUCUUCUAAGUUGUUUUAUCGAAUAGACGUGAUUGAAACUGUUACAAAUUAAACGAAAAUUUGGCGCGAACAAUAGUGAUAUACUUCGUAUUUUUUUUAUCAAAUCUUUUGAUAUUGUAAUAUUACAUUAAUACUUCGAUAAUUUUUUACUAAUGCAUUUUUUAAUUACUCCGCCCCCAAUAAGUUUAUAUCCUGGAUCCGCCACUGCCAGGAGUGAGUUUGCAAACCUUCCAUCCCUCUCUCUACUCUUUUAGGAAGCAUUCCAAGAAAAGAAGUAGGAAAAACAUGGUACUACCUCAAAUUGAUCCUGAUGUAGUUCCUCAUUUCUUGGAGACAUCCUGGAAGGUCUUCUCCUUAUCAGAACUUGAGAAAGUGACAUACAACUUUAACCCUGAACAUUUGAUUGGGAAGGGAGGUUAUUCUGAAGUUUACAAAGGACACUUGGACGAUGGGAGGCCAGUGGCAGUUAAAAGGCUGAUGAGGGGAAACCCUGAGGAAAUGACAUCAGACUACUUAUCAGAGCUUGGAAUUUUGGUACAUGUCAAUCAUCCCAACAUUGCUAAUAUUAUUGGGUAUGGAGUUGAAGGGGGAAUGUACCUUGUACUUCCUUUGUCUCCUCAUGGGAGCUUAGCAACUCUUCUUGAUGGUAGGGAUCAAAAGGAGAAACUAUCUUGGUGCCUUAGAUAUAAUAUUGCUUUAGGGACUGCCUCUGGCCUUGCGUAUCUUCAUGAGGAGUGUCAUAGAAGAAUUAUACAUAGAGACAUCAAGGCAUCUAAUGUUUUGCUCUCGGAGGACUUUCAACCUCAGUCCAUUGUAGAUAUCUGAUUUCGGGCUUGCAAAAUGGCUCCCAGAUAAGUGGAGUCACCUCACAGUAUCUCAGUUUGAAGGCACAUUUGGAUACCUCCCUCCAGAGUUCUUUGUGCAUGGAGUUGUUGAUGAAAAAACUGAUGUAUAUGCUUUUGGAGUAUUGCUGCUGGAGAUUAUUUCUGGUCGCCCUGCUCUUGACCAAUCUAAUAACAGUGUGGUGAUGUGGGCUAAACCGCUGCUACUGAAGAAAAGUUUUGGGGAGUUGGCUGAUCCAGCACUAGAAGGUUCUUAUGACUUGGAGCAGAUGAAGGACAUGUCUAUGGUAGCUUCUCUGUGCUUACAACAAUCUUCCGCAGACCGGCCUCCAAUGAGCAAGGUUGAAAAAAUGCUAAAAGGUGAGGAGAGCAUUUCACAUGACAUCAAGAAGUUGCAAAACCGGCUAAGUCUCAAGACACAUCGUCCCAUUGAGCUGAUCAAAGAAGCACUACUCAACACACCAAAGAGUUCAAAUGAUUCACCUAAAAGCCUGAACAGUACACCAAAGAUUGUAUGUGAUGAUACAGAAGUGAGAAAAGAGAUUCCAAUGGAACAAUGACGACCCUUGAAGAUGAACACAUUUCUCAUGUUUCCAACCUUCAUUCAACUUUAACUCGGAUAAGGAAGUUUCAAUAUCCAAAUGGGAAAGGGUAUGAACAUGAUUAUGAGUAAGAUGCUUGGAGGUUUUACAAUGUAAAUGCUUUGUAUAUAUAAUAAGAAAAAAUUACACAAAUAUAACCAUUUUAAACUCAACUAACAAAACUAUAACUUCUUGCCUUAACUUACUCUCACGUUGCAGAACGUGUUUCCUAUCAUUGGUCACUUUUUUGUAACCCAUAAUAUUAAUGGUAAUAUUUGUGUAAAAAUCUCAUAUAAUAAUACUCCCUCCGUCCCAAUUUGAUGGUCCCAUUUCUUUUGGGCUCACAGAUUAAGGAAGUGAUUGAAAAAGUAAAAGUUGUGAUUGAGAUUUGAGUAGAAAAAGCUUAAAUGAUGGGGACCACAUAUUUCUUUCCAAAAAGGGAAAGAGGACUAUCAAUUUGGGACGACCUAGAAAGGAAAUAUGAGAUGAUCAAAUUGGG
Cuscuta epithymum is the source of this 2453-nucleotide messenger RNA. The record is from the annotation of a GenBank genome assembly. Lineage: Eukaryota; Viridiplantae; Streptophyta; Magnoliopsida; Solanales; Convolvulaceae.